Molecule: messenger RNA, 2635 nt
Organism: Cololabis saira (Pacific saury)
Lineage: Eukaryota; Metazoa; Chordata; Actinopteri; Beloniformes; Belonidae
Exons: 5
Coding region: 729-2333 (534 amino acids)
Biological process (GO): regulation of transcription by RNA polymerase II
Cellular component (GO): nucleus
Molecular function (GO): RNA polymerase II cis-regulatory region sequence-specific DNA binding; DNA-binding transcription factor activity
Source: RefSeq, a predicted model, not a curated record
UUGGGUUAUUUUUUUACCGCGCAUCUAUACUAAUUUAUACUGCGCAUUAAAUGAUACACACGAUAUAUUUCUAUAUUCAUGAGUAUAACUGUAAUGUUAUUACGUGGGAUUAACUUUUCUGUCCGUUUUCGGCGAGAAACGUUAUGCAGACGAAGCCUGGAAUUAGAAACACACUUUGCAUCAUUUAAGUCAUAUAAAGACGCUAUUUUCACAUUUAUUAAUUCACUUAUUUCCAGGGAUACGAUUGGCUCAGACGAUGCAACGCGCUCUACAUUUCAAAGAUCAAAUCUUGCAAAGAUGCGGGCUAUCAUGCCGUGCUGCAGGACAUUACCACUGCCCCUACUGUUCACGUACACUUAUUCGGAGACUGGACAUGGAAAGGCAUCUGGCGUCUUGUCACGAUCAAAAGACAUUAGCGUCCACAGAGCCAGACCUCCAUCAUGCCGUACCUUCGAUGCAACCUGGACCAUCACAAGACCCCUCAUGUUCACAACCUCUGGUGCAGGAAGCAGCAGAAAUGUGUGGAAAGUCGUUCAAGUGUCUCCUUUGUGGUUUAAAUCUCCUUAGGAAGAAUUACCAUAGACACAUGUUGAGAAAACAUGCAGAUUUGUCACAGGACUUUACCCAGGACUGGCACCUGAAAAGGGUCCCAGCUGAUGAGACAAGUGAUAUUUUUGCUGCAGUGAAAACUGAAGAAGGGAUUUCAGUCCCAGUCUUUGUCCAGAGAGAUGGACCUGGCUGCAGACCGUGGGGAAAGUGGAGCGCCACUGUCCAAAAGAAAGUUCAUCAUCUCAACUUCAAAGGUGUGUCAAAUCAAAGAUCAAAUCUUGCAAAGAUGUGUACAAUCAUGCCGCGCUGCAGGGCAUUACCACUGCCCCUACUGUUCGCGUACACUUAUUCGAAGACUGGACAUGAAAAGGCAUCUGGCGUCAUGUCACCAUGAACUGACAUCAGUGUCCACAGAGCCAGACCUCCAUCCUGCCAUAUCGAUGCAACCUGGACCAUCACAAGACCUCUCAUGUUCACAACCUCUGGUGCAGGAAGCGGCAGAAAUGUGUGGAAAGUCGUUCAAGUGUCUCCUUUGUGGUUUCAAUCUCCUUAGGAAGAAUUACCGCAGACACAUGUUGAGAAAACAUGCAGAUUUGUCACAGGACUUUACUCAGUCCUGGCACCUGCAAGGAUUCACUGCUGAUGAGACAAAUGAUAUUUUUGCUGCACAAAAAACUGGAAACGGGAUAUCUGUACCAGUCCGUAUCCAGAGAGAUGGACCUGGCUGCAGACCGUGGGGAAAGUGGAGCCCCACUUUCAAAAAGAAAAUUCCUUACCUCAACUUCAAAGGUCAAAUCUUGCAAAGAUGUGUACAAUCAUGCCGCGCUGCAGGGCAUUACCACUGCCCCUACUGUUCACGUACACUUAUUCGAAGACUGGACAUGAAAAGGCAUCUGGCGUUAUGUCACCAUCAACUGACAUCAGUGUCCACAGAGCCAGACCUCCAUCAUGCCACAACUUUGAAAGAGCCAGACUUCCAUCCUGCCGUACCUUCGAUGCAACAAGAGCUCUCAUGUUCACAACCUCUGGUGCAGGAAGCGGCAGAAAUGUGUGGAAAGUCGUUCAAGUGUCUCCUUUGUGGUUUCAAUCUUCUUAGGAAGAAUUACCGCAGACACAUGUUGAGAAAACAUGCUGAUUUGUCAAAGGACAUUACCCAGGCCUGGCACCUGCAAGGGUUCACUGCUGAUGAGACAAAUGAUAUUUUUGCUGCACAAAAAACUGGAAACCGGAUUUCUGUACCAGUCCGUAUCCAGAAAGAUGGACCUGGCUGCAGACCGUGGGGAAAGUGGAGCCCCACUUUCAAAAAGAAAGUUAGUCAUCUCAACUUCAAAGAUCAAAUCUUGCAAAGAUGUGUACAACCAUGCCGCCCUGCAGGGCAUUACCACUGCCCCUACUGUUCACGUACAGUCAUUCGAAGACUCGACAUGGAAAGGCAUCUGCCGUUAUGUCACCAUCAACUGACAUUAGCGUCCACAGAGCCAGACCCCCAUCCUGCCGUACCUUCGAUGCAACCUGGACCGUCACAAGCACAACCACUGGUGCAGGAUGCAGCAGAAAUGUGUGGAAAGUCGUUCAAGUGUCUCCUUUGUGGUUUCAAUCUCCUUAAGAAGAAUUACCACAGACACAUGUUGAGAAAACAUGCAGAUUUAUCACUGGACAUUACCCAGGCCUGUUACCUGCGAGGGUUCACUGCUGAUAAUUUUGCUGCAGUGAAAACUGAAGAAGAGAUUUCAGUACCAGUCCAGAGUGAGGAAGCUGGCUGGCAGUGGAGCGCCACUGUCUAAAAGAAAGUACAUCACUCUAACUCUUAGAUUUUGCCAAAUUUGGUUUAAACCAAUAAAAUAUAUUGAGACAACUGGGGAAAAUAAUAAUUGAUAUUAAAUAAAAGAAAAAACCGGGGCUGAACUGUGGAGAUGAUAGUGGACUUGAAGAGACAUCCCUAUGCCUUAUUGUUUUUUCACCGUUACCCACUUUUUUCCUCAUGACAUAUAAAAACAUUUCAUUAACUCGAGAAACAACUACUGCCUCAAUUAAGUCCUUAUGUGUGUCUACCUACUUGGCGAAUAAAGUAGAUUCUGAUUUGUGA